AUGUCUGCACAACCUCACAACUACUACCCUCCUCCUCCCGGUGGUGCUCAAGCCUCGCAGCAAACGCCCGAUAACCAGCGCAUCUACUCGCCGCCUCCCACCACCGCCUCGCCUCCUACUCAGCACUACCCAGCACCUCCCACAUCACCACCCACGACACAGUACGCACCACCACCCACCGGCCCGUCACCACUCGCCCAGCAGCAGUACGCGCCGCCCCCGAGCGCAUCGCCCUCCAUCAAGCAGUAUCCUGCGCCUCCGUCCGCGACCCCCAGCGGCCAGCCGCAGUUUUACCCUGCCCCGCCGUCCUCGACCGGUCCCAGCAAGCAGUAUGCCCCUCCGCCGCAGCAAACGCCGUCCCCGCACUACCCGCCACCGCCUGCUAGCCCUCCGUCGCACGAUCAUCAGCAGCAGCCGCCGCAGUAUGCCAACCUCGCCAUGAGACCCGGCACUAAUCAGGCCUACCACUCGCCUCACAACUCCCAGCAGUACGCCGAGCCCCCGCCUGCCUUUUCCAACCCCAGCGCCGCCUACCCACCCGAAAAGGCAGACGCCCACCAGCUGCGACAGUCUCAGCCGCCGCAGCCCCAAUUUGCAGCGCCUCCGACCUAUCCCAACCCGGACGCAGGAUAUCCCGCCGAAAAGACGGCCACGGCCGGUCAUCGCCCCGUCAGCCAGCUCUCGAGCCAGACGGGUGCCUCCGGCCCUGGCCCCGGCCCGGCCUUUGUCGGCGCCGUGGCUACCAGCGACGACGUCGGCACUUUCAACGGAGGCAGCUACCGCAUCAGUCACCGUGACUGCAAUACUAUCCUGACCAUCCAGCUGGCCAUGGGCUGCCCGUUUGGCGCCAAGCCCGGCUCCAUGAUUGCCAUGUCCCCCACCAUGACCCUUCGCGGCGAGUUCAAGUUUAGCGUCAAGAAGAUGAUUGCCGGCGCCGAGCUCGGCCACUCCAACUACAUUGGACCCGGCGAGCUCCUGCUCGCCCCGCCCAUGCUCGGCGACAUCACCACCAUCCGCCUCGAUGGCGCCGCCCAGUGGACCUGCGGCCACGACGCCUAUCUCGCCUCCACCCAGGGCGUCCAGAAGGACCACAAGCGCCAGGGCCUCGGCAAGGCCAUGUUUAGCGGCGAGGGCCUCUUUGUCUACAAGAUGAGCGGCACCGGUAUCCUCUGGGUAUCAAGCUUUGGUGCCAUUAUCCGCAAAGAUCUUGCCGACGGCGAAAAAUACAUCAUCGACAACGGCCAUUUGGUCGCUUGGAACACAAAGUACAUCUUGGAGCGAGUUGCCUCUGGUGGCAUCAUUUCCAAUUUCGCCUCUGCUGAGGGCCUUGUCUGUAAAUUUACCGGUCCUGGUACCGUCUACAUGCAGACGCGAAACGGACGCGCCUUCGCUGCCUUUAUGGGUGGUCAAUCGUAUUCAGGCGUCUAA
Molecule: messenger RNA, 1428 nt
Organism: Cordyceps militaris CM01
Lineage: Eukaryota; Fungi; Ascomycota; Sordariomycetes; Hypocreales; Cordycipitaceae
Product: DUF124 domain-containing protein
Exons: 5
Coding region: 1-1428 (475 amino acids)
Source: RefSeq, a predicted model, not a curated record